AUGGAUAUUACUACAACUCACUUAACAAAAGAUGAUGUAGUAAAGGAGGAACCAAUAAAACUCUUCUCUCCAAACACUCCAACACCACCACUAGAAACCAUUUUUCUAUCAAACAUUGAUCAAGCAGUGAUUUUCUCUGUUGAAACACUCUCCUUUUAUGAACUCCCUCCAACAAAAAGCACUUCAACACUUGGCAUUUCUGAUUCUGUCAAGAAAGCAGUGGCUGAAGUGCUUUUGGUUCCUUACUAUUUCUUGGCUGGUAGGCUUGACUUCAAUCAUGAAGCCAACAGGUUUGAGCUUCUAUGCAACAAUGCUGGAGUUCUCUUUGUGAGUGCAACUUCAAGGCUCACUUUGAAGGAUCUUGGCAAUCUCUCUGCCCCGAAUUACACGUUUCGUCAUUUCAUUCAUCGGCCUGGUUUAUACAAAAGUCUAGCAGAAACAGCACUUUUCACAAUUCAGGUGACAAGGUUCAAAUGUGGUGGAUUUGCUCUUGGGUUCGCGACAAAUCAUGGUGUACUUGAUGGGAAAUCAGCUAGUGAUAUGUUCCACAACCUUGCCUCAAUUUGCAGAGGUGAUGGACUAAAAGCCAAAGUCAUCAACAAUGACAGAACAUUGUUCAGAGCAAGAAAUCCACCUCAGAUAAAAUACCCACACAAGGAAUAUGUAAAGCUCAAAAAAAUUUCAUCUCUAGCUUCAUCAUUCUCCUCAAAAAACAAAACAUCCCCAUCCCCUCUAAUAUUUUUAGAGAAGUAUGCUCACAAACUCUUCCCAUUCACUCCUGAAAUGAUCAAGUCACUCAAAGAGAAAGCAAUGAUCAAGUCACUCAAAGAGAAAGCAAUGAUCAAGUGCUCGAGCUUCGAAGCCAUUGUGGCUCACCUUUGGAAAGCAAGAACAAAGGCAGUGUUUGAAAACUUGGACGAGUUUUCAACUGUUCUCUUUGCAGUGGACAUAAGGUCAAGAGUCUCACCACCAUUGCCAAGUGCAUUCACAGGUAAUGCUGUGAUCACAGCGUUUGCCACCGCGAAAGUGAGCGAUGUGGUUGAGAAACCUUUGUGCUUCUGUGUUGAGAAGGUGAAGGAAGCGACGGAGAGAGUGACAGAUGAGUACGUGAGGUCAGUGAUAGAUUGGUUGGAGGUGUACAAAGGCAUUCCUGCAACUUGUAAUGGGACUUUCUAUGUGUCAGCUUGGUGGAAGCUGCAUUUUCGUGAUCUCGAUUUCGGCUUCGGGAAACCUGUGCACUGUGGACCAGUUGUGAGUGGGAAUGAUGAGUUUGUUUUGCUGCUUUCUGAUGGAACUGAUGAGGGAGGGAUUAAUAUGUGGAUGGGGCUUGAGAAAGAGAAGAUGAAGAAGUUCAUGGCUCAUGUUUUUGAGAUAUGA
Molecule: messenger RNA, 1377 nt
Organism: Cornus florida
Lineage: Eukaryota; Viridiplantae; Streptophyta; Magnoliopsida; Cornales; Cornaceae
Product: acyltransferase GLAUCE-like
Exons: 2
Coding region: 1-1377 (458 amino acids)
Molecular function (GO): acyltransferase activity, transferring groups other than amino-acyl groups
Source: RefSeq, a predicted model, not a curated record